Molecule: messenger RNA, 744 nt
Organism: Thelazia callipaeda (thelaziosis nematode)
Lineage: Eukaryota; Metazoa; Nematoda; Chromadorea; Rhabditida; Thelaziidae
Source: the annotation of a GenBank genome assembly
AUGACAACGAUUAAUGUAGGCGGUUUGCGAGAGACUUUGCCUGCAAAAUUUGAAAGAUAUUCAGAGGCAUUUAAAAAAGCAGAAAAUGCAAUGAAAUUGUUGCUAGAUGUAUGCACAAGUCCUGACUUUGAGGCUAAAGAGGGAUGGAGUAAAUCGUAUGAGAAACAUGGUGAACAAGUUUAUUACAAGCAGUUCAAUGUAGGAAAAAUAUUCUCCUUGAUGGUAAUCUUUAAUGAAACGAUUCAGAGCUUAUUUAGUGAUCACUGGGACCGUGUCUCUACAACAAUUAAAUGGAACCCUAAUAUUGCUUACAUGCAUAAAAUUAUGAAGCUAACUUCACAUUGUGAUAUUCUUAGAUGUGCAACAACAAAUAUUAUGUUUGUCAAAGGUCGUGAAUUUUUGACGUGUCGACUCUAUCGUAAAAUUGGAACCGUAAUUUAUGUUGCUGCAAGAAGCUUUGAAAUCGAUGAAAUGCCGGAAACAGAAGACAAAGUGAGAGCUGAUUUGAUACUCGGAGGAGGACGAUUUUCUCCGCUUCCACAAGACCCACAAAAGACGCGUGUUGACUACACAAUUUGCGUGAAUCCAAAGAUUAGAUUACCUCAACGAAUUAUUGAUACUUGCAUCGCCUAUUCCAUACACCGUGAUUCCGUUUUUGCUCGCAAAAGAAUGCAUGAAGUAGCAGAAAGUCAAUAUCAAGAAGAUACUCAGGCUUCUGAAAAAUUAGAUGACCUAAAAUUAUAG